CUUGUUUCAGAUUUAGUGGAGUUUAACUUGGGUAGCCCCAAGAAUGUGGGUCCUUUCCUGGCAGUGGACCAGAAGCACAACAUCCUGCUCAAAUACCGCUGCCACGGCCCACCCAUCCGCUUCACGACCGUCUUUAGCAGUGACCUCCGUUAUGUGGCCAAUGAGCUGAAUGGCAUCGUGGGAGGGAAGAACACAGUGGUCGCCAUAGCCGUGUGGUCUCAUUUCAGCACCUUCCCCUUGGAAGUGUAUAUCCGGCGGCUCAGGAACAUCCGUCGGGCUGUGGUCCAGCUCCUGGACCGAAGCCCUAAGACUGUGGUGGUCAUCCGGACAGCCAAUGUCCAGGAGCUGGGGCCUGAGAUUAGCCUUUUCAACAGCGACUGGUAUAACUUUCAGCUGGACACCAUCCUUCGCAAGAUGUUCUCAGGGGUUGGAGUAUAUCUUGUUGAUGCCUGGGAGAUGACCCUGGCCCAUUAUCUGCCCCACAAGUUACAUCCAGAUGAAGUCAUUGUGAAGAACCAAGUGGACAUGUUCUUGACCUUUGUGUGCCCCUUGGAGACCUAGCCUGCCAGAGGGGACUGGCGGAAUCACGUUCAGUGACCUUCUCUCUCACCUACACUACAAAAAGAUAAACUUCUUUACACAGGUGGCCCUGUGGAGAGAUGGCUUCUAUAUGUAUUUAAAAUCUAGAAAGGAGCUGGACUUCAUGUAAUCAUUGUAAGGAGCUUAGAAAAUGCAGAUUACACUUAUAUCUACCUAUAGGAUUUUUUUCCUAUCUUGACUUGCCACGGGUGAGCCAUUAUUAACAGCAUAUACACACUAUACUGCCCUUGUAACCAAAGAUACUAAUGAGUGUGUCUGAACUAGCUUCUCUUGGCAGGGGAUAUUACUGUGCUAUGAAGUGUGAAAAAUGUUCUGACCUAAGUGGAAGGGGCAAGUUUGGUUGGCAGUGGACUGUUUGUAGUUUAUCUGGUAAAGGGACAUAUUUGCAUGAAUAGCAUAAUUGGCCCAUCUUCAGCGGAGGUGAAUUUAACCCAAGGCUUGCAGUCAGCGGCCCCUGUAACACACUGAAGACAGCUGUGUCUCAAGAGUUUCUUUUGAUUAUCCAGUGUUUUUUCUGAAUUACUUGAAAAGGCCAGUAUCCUUGGUCAGAACUUUCUAAUGAGAAUAUUUACAGUGUCCGACUUUAAUCUGGAAAAGAAGCAAAAGGGAAAGAUGAAAGCAGUAUAUAUAAAAUUGAUAUUUGCAUUGGGUGAUUGUUACUUACUUGAUUCAGCUAAGGAUGAAUACUUAUUCUAAAAUAACCACUUUUGGAACUGAAAGGGAAAAUAUAUAAAGGCAGCUCUAUUUUUGUGUUCUGAAGUUUGAGGGUUUUAAGAAUUGACUUUUAUGUAAAGAUUGCUACUGUUUGUUAUAAAGUUGUGCAAAGUAUUUCCAGCAAUACCGAGUGUUUCUUUUCUGGUUGUUAUUUUGAAUUGCAUACCCAAAUUAGAAAUUAAAAUUAAUUAAAAAUUAAAUUUAGAUAUUGAAGCCUGUGAAGGGUUGAUUUGGGCAUAAGGUAAUGCCUAUGCUUGGAAAUAAAAGGUGCUAUUCUUACUGGCUACCUUAAAAUAAUUGAAUUAUCAAUUUUAUCUGACUGUCUUUAUCUUAUUAAUUUUAAAUAAGUUUAAGUUAAUGUGUG
Molecule: messenger RNA, 1678 nt
Organism: Odocoileus virginianus texanus
Lineage: Eukaryota; Metazoa; Chordata; Mammalia; Artiodactyla; Cervidae
Source: RefSeq, a predicted model, not a curated record